CAUGUGCUUCCAGCCUGUUGGCUUUUGUUCCGAACAAUGCCACCGCAUUGAACUUCUUCAAGACUGGCGACUGGUAUUGUCGUUCCACUCUAGACUACUUCAUCUUCACUGAAGACCAGAAUUCUGGAGCGAAGAGUCGAUCAAAGCAAGGAAGGUAAUUGGUUGCUCUCCGAAGGCUUCACUGCAUCCUAAUCUAGAGAACUAGCUGUCUAGCUAUCUAUCUGGUGAUAGCAGAGAUCUCAAGCUUUGACAGGCCUGUGUCAACGGGUAUAUCUUGCCAUUCAGAGAGAUCAAUUUGUUGCAUUAUUUCCCACAAACUGAGCUGAAGGCAGGACGAUGAUUCAAUUAUCCUGCCCAAAGCUUCUCCUUGCUGGCCUUUUCCUGUGCUUUCUUUGGGCCGGCAAUGAUAAUCAACGAGUGCAAGCAGCAUUUUUGUCCCCGCGACAAUCAGUAUCCAGGCAACAAUUUGCUACACACUCUCCGUCAUUAUCAUCAUCUAAUCUUCAGGCGGGUCUCAACAGAGAAAAUGAAAUUCGUCGAAAGAUUGCCGAUCUCAAGCGUGAUGGCAAACUCAAGAACCAACCGUCGGUGCCACAAGACGAUGGAACACGAAAAAGUGCUACCCCUGUGGCAGAACAGUAUGGAACCAAGCUGAGAAACAAACUGGGAGCCAAAAAAGCCAAGCUGUUGGGUACCACAGUCGCGGGAGAAAUAGAUGAUGAUGAAGACGAGGCACUCCUUGCUGAAUUGGAUCAAGAUGACGACGAAGAAAUCACUACAACAACUGGGAGGCGGGAAGCCAGACUUGGUGCCUUGCCACGAGAAGUAGACGAAGAGGAAAUCGGCAGUUCCAACUAUGCGCCACCGUCAGCAUCUGAUUCCAGCAGUACCGAUGACUUCAAGAACUUUGAUGCAUCUCUGUUUGAGGAUGACAAUGACGAGGAAGAAGAGUUAUCAGAGGAAGAAUUAGUUGAAAUGGUAGCUGAAAAGCUGGCGGAAAAGCGACGACGAGAGCAAAAAGCAAAAGAAGCCAAGGCUAGCGAAAAUGCCAAGAGACGGCUCGCCGAAUUGCAAAAGGAGCAACUCGAGGCAAAUAAUCAGGGCUCUAGUAGUGGAAAGACAACAACUGGCAUCGGCGGUAGGUGGAUGAAAGAAGAUAAUGUGACUGCAUCUGCUGACUACAAGCCCAGUAAGAGUGGAACUUGGGGUGUCUUUGAACGACCCAAAGACAUCUCAAAAACGUUUGGAGGUGGUAAGCGAGUAGGGGCAGGAUACACACCCGACAAUCUGAACAAAAAGAAGGCAGAAGAGGCAACUCGUGACCGGUUAAAGCAGUAUCGAGAAAAGGUAGGCAUUGAUGUGCAAUCCGAGAAAGAUCAUGCAGAAGAAAUCGAUCAGGCACUGGCCAUUGGGCGGAGAGCCAUGGAGCGAGGAAUCUACGGGACAGCGGCUUCAGCCCUGGAGAAGGUCACCAAGUGGUGUUCGACCAACAGUGUUGUAGGUGGCAAAGUCUUUUUGGAACUUGCAAUGGCAUACGAGGCGGUGGGGCGUACACAAGAGGCCAUCACGGUCUACACGACGCUGUCCAAGAGUCGUAUUGAAGAAACAAAGUACAACGCCAAGCGUCUUCUGUAUGGCAUUGAAGCUAUGCAAUUCAUGCGGGAUGAGGCUCGAAGCCCAGAGUUCUCUCGCAAGAAGAUCCGAAACACUUUCAUCGAUACAACCGGAUUGGCCAACAUUGCUCAGAACUUUGAUGAUGUUUACAAUACGGCGUACAUUGACUUGGAUUCGGGGUAUUACCGUCGCCUCACUGAAAGUGUGGUCCGAUCCAACCGUGAAGCACGUCAGAUCCUUCUCAAAGCAACCGGAGCAGGUGAGGUACCACGGUUAAAGAUUGUGCAAGCUCUUCGAUCCAUCUCAAGGCACUUUGAUGAUGCCUUGGAACAAGAAAUCGAAAUGAAUAAACCUGCGCCGGAACCUGUUGCAUGGAUGGAUGGGAAACCCCUUGUGGUGGAACCAGAAAAGGACGACAUGGCUCUCAUCAUGACUGGAAUGGAUGAGUUUGCUCUGGCAAGUGCAGAGCAGAUGAAGGAGAACAUGGCGGGAGCGUGGCGGUUGCAGUUGUUGGCUGAUAAACGUGGGGAUGGAGUCAAGUAUUACAACACGUCCUAUUCCUGGCAAGAGCUCGACACAGAAUCGAUGACGUUCACUAGUUCUGGUGUUGCUGGAUUCCUUACUGUGGAACAAUCCGGAGGAAUUGAGUUUCAAGAAAAAAGGCGCAUCUUGACGCGAACAGACUUGGUGGUGUCCGGCACCGGUGGCGUCCUUUCCGGGUUCUUGGCCAAAAGUUCUGGAGCGUCUGGAGCGGUCAGCACUCCUCAUCAGGUCGUGUCUGUUGAUUCUGUCUUGAUGAUCACGCGGAUGGCGGCAACGAAGAACAAGAGACUGGAUGACUCAACGAAGGAGUAUUUUGCUGUUUGGAGACGCAUCGAAGAGCCCGGCGGCUCAGGCGAGGCUGCGCCGUAGUUCUCCACAGGCAGGCCAACGAAUAGUCAAAAGACAGGCCAACAACAUUGAAUGCUAUGUAUAAAACCACAACAUCGAACCAAUCAUUCCCGCACACCAAUUCACCAAAGAGCGUUUCGAAUGAAAGAAGGACUUGAGGACCUCCCAAGGGCCAUCGUACUGGCACCGAACAAGAGACCGCGACGAAGCAGCGUCAAAGUGCCACGAGGAUUCCCGCUGAAACCUGAACAUACUGUUAAAUUAGAGCACUCAUCAUUACGAUAGGUUCAAUCAUAUUUGCGGCAUCAGGGCAGCAGCUACAUGAACCAGACU
Molecule: messenger RNA, 2838 nt
Organism: Seminavis robusta
Lineage: Eukaryota; Bacillariophyta; Bacillariophyceae; Naviculales; Naviculaceae
Source: the annotation of a GenBank genome assembly